AUGGACCCUGAAAUAUACAGCUACACAACCUCUAAAGAAGAACUGCAGAUGGAAUUGCUCCAAGUAAGCCCCCUUGGCAACACCCUGGUUCACUUCGCCGCGAGUGUAGGCGACGCUGCCCGUGUUGAACGGCUGCGCUACCUGUCACCGGAGCUCAUCCUAACGAAGAACAACGACGGAAACCUCCCGCUGCACUUAGCAGCAUCCGUAGGGGACCGGUCCACAGUCCUUUCUCUUGUAAAAUUUCCCCAAACUGAUAUGCUGAGGGAAAAGAAUAACAGAGGGAACACGGCGCUGCACGUGGCCAUGGAAAAUGGGCACCUAGAGGUGGUUAAGUUGUUGAUUGAAAUAGAUGGAUCGAUGUGGUAUUCUCCAAAUAUGCACAACAAGACUCCCAUUUCCAUGGCUGCUGAAGCUGGAAAUCAUGAGCUUGUUAAUUUAAUGCUCUACCGCUAUCAAGAUCAGCCGAUAGGCACUGAACCAGAUGGUUCCAGCUACUAUCUUUUUAAGAACCGGUGGGAAGGGAACUCGGUUCUUCGAGCUGCCAUCUUAGGAAGGAAUAAGGGUGUCUUUGAUGCAAUACUUUUGGACACUGAUCCGUCUUUGAUCGACUCAUCGGAUGAAGAGGGGAUGACUGCUCAUACACUUGCAGCACAUAUAGGUGACACUGAAGCUGCAGACAAGUUGUUAAGCUUGUGUCCUGAUGGCCCAUACAAGCAGGACAAAAACGGCUUCACACCGGCACAUUUGGCCUCCAGAAAAGGCCACAUCAGGAUUGUCGAAAUGCAUCUUAAUCGUUGCCCGCCAUCAAGGUACUUGCUCGACGGUAACAGAUGGAACAUUCUACAUGUGGCAGUUUGGCAUCGAAGAGACAACAUGGUAAAAUUUUUGCUCAAAAGGCGAGAGCUUGAAGGGCUUAUCAAUCAGAAAGAUCGCUUUGGAAACACACCUCUGCAUUUAGCAGUUCGGCAAGGGUAUCCAAAGACUGUCAGCAUUUUGGCAUCGGAUAAGAGGGUUAACUUAAGCAUUAGGAACCAUGAACGCCAUACGGCAAUGGAGAUUGCACGAAUGUCGUUGAUGGGUGAAAAGAUCUUGUUUCUUCGAAGGCCUCUAACAGUUAUGGCCUUGACAUUAGCUAAUGCUUCACGAUCUCAAGAGAGGAUUAUUGCCAAAGUAAAGCCAGCGAGAGUUAAUUAUUUUAAGAACACUAAGAAAGAUGGAGAAUUUCGUUCUGGGGCCACUGAGGAUGCUGACAGCCACAGACAGACUGUCAACAAUCUCUUGUUGGUGUCGACACUCGUUGCCACGGUAACCUUUGCUGCUGGCUUCACAGUGCCGGGUGGAUAUAAGAACUCUGGACGUGAUGAAGGCAGGGCAACUUUGGUUACAGAUUGGGCAUUCAAAACAUUUCUGAUAUGCAACACAAUAGCAAUGUAUAGCUCAAUCACUGGUGCAAUUUCCCUUCUUUGGGCACAAACAGGUGAUAUGAGUUAUGCUUCUGCAAGAUUUGGAUUGCCAAUAUUAGGGGUAGCUCUCUCAAUGAUGUUCAUGGCGUUCAUGGCUGGUGUUGCACUAGUAACAAGUAACCUUAUUUGGCUUUCGAUCUUCGUUGCCAUUACGGGUUCAAUCUUUCUCGUCAUCAUAUCAGCUCUGCUUGUUCCACUAAUAGUCCCAAUUUCUUCCAAGAAUCGCAUUACACGGUUCAUCUUGUACUGUAUCUUCCGUUUGUUGUUGAGCGUAACUAGAUAUGAUGAUGAUGAUGACGAUGACGGGGUUCACAUUGUUUGUUGA
Molecule: messenger RNA, 1791 nt
Organism: Prunus armeniaca (apricot)
Lineage: Eukaryota; Viridiplantae; Streptophyta; Magnoliopsida; Rosales; Rosaceae
Source: the annotation of a GenBank genome assembly